GGCUUCCCUUGCCACGACCCAAGAUGGCCUCUGCCCUGAGCGCGCUGCGGGGCGGGGCUGGGGUCGCCUGGGCGCAUGCGCGGCUUGGCGGCGGCACGGCGGGGGCAGCGCCGGUAACGGACGCAGGAGUAACAAUGGAUUGGCCCCAACAAAGAUCUAGCAGGUGUUGGGAGAAGACAUCCCAUCUGAAAUGGAGGUGAUCUAGGGAGCCGAACAUUGAAUAUACCACCAUGGGGUUGCGGCUGUUGGCUUGUCUUUUUCAUUUGCCCAGUGCAGUGAUCUACGGGUCCCUGUCGCUAUUCGUUUCCAUUUUGCACAACGUAUUCCUCCUGUACUACGUGGACACCUUUGUCUCUGUUUACAAGAUUGAUAAACUGUCCUUUUGGAUAGGAGAGACUGUGUUUCUGAUCUGGAACAGCCUCAAUGACCCUCUGUUUGGCUGGCUGAGCGACCGGGUCUUCCUUAGCACGCAGCAGCCAGGAGCAGAGAUCUCUUCCCCAGAAGUAGUUCUGAAGAGACUCAGGGCACUAAGUCACAAUGGGCCCCUCUUUGCCAUCUCUUUCCUGGCGUUCUGGGUUGCCUGGGCUCAUCCUGGUUUGCAGUUCCUUCUCUGCCUUUGCCUCUACGACAGCUUUCUCACCAUGGUGGACCUCCAUCACAACGCCUUGCUUGCAGACCUGGCUGUUUCAGCAAAGGAUAGGACUAGCCUCAACUUCUACUGUGCCCUCUUCAGUGCCAUCGGCUCACUCUCUGUCUUCAUGUCCUAUGCAGUGUGGAACAAGGAAGACUUCUUUUCCUUUCGCAUAUUUUGCGUGGUGCUGGCCCUCUGCUCCAUCAUUGGUUUUACCCUGUCAACACAGCUGCUCCGCCAGCGGUUUGAGGUUGAUGGAAAAGCGAAAUGGGACCAGGAAUCAACACUGAAGGAGCUGUACAUUGAGAAAAACUCUGUCCCUCCGGAGAAGAGGAUUACCCUGGCAGAGUAUCUCCAGCAGCUCUCCAGACAUCGCAACUUCCUCUGGUUUGUCUGCAUGAACCUAGUCCAGGUUUUUCACUGCCACUUUAACAGCAACUUCUUCCCCCUAUUUCUGGAGCACCUGCUGUCAGACCAGAUCUCUGUCUCUACUGGAUCCUUCCUGCUAGGUGUCUCCUAUAUUGCCCCUCACCUCAACAACCUCUACUUUCUGUCCCUCUGUCGCCGUUGUGGGGUUUAUGCUGUGGUGCGAGGACUCUUCUGCCUGAAGUUGGCUCUCAGCGUUGCCAUGCUCCUUGCAGGACCCGAUCAGGUGUAUCUGCUCUGCAUCUUCAUUGCCAGCAACCGCGUGUUCACAGAAGGGACCUGUAAGUUGCUGAACCUGGUGGUCACUGACUUGGUGGAUGAGGAUCUAGUCCUGAACCGUAGGAAGCAGGCAGCCUCAGCGCUGCUGUUUGGGAUGGUUGCUCUGGUCACCAAACCGGGCCAGACCUUUGCCCCUCUGAUUGGCACCUGGCUGCUCUGUGCGUACACAGGCUACGACAUUUUCCAGCGCAACCCCUUGAGCAACGUGGUGAGCGCCCAGCCGAAGCUGGAGUCUGAUGCAGCCUGGGAGCCAGCUCUUCGCCAGGGCUGUUUUUACCUCCUCGUCUUCGUACCCAUCACGUGUGCAUUGCUGCAACUCCUCAGCUGGUCUCAAUUCAGCUUGCAUGGGAAGCGUCUGCAGAUGGUGAAGGCUCAGCGCCAAAGUCUGACUCAAGGCCGAGCUCCAGAGGUCAAAAUGAUCUAGGGAUGUGUGAGCCCAUGGGGGUGUUCCUGUUCUCAGGCUCCAGACUGAUGCAGGACUGCAGACUAGGCAAAGGGAUCACUGGCUGAGAAAAACCCAUGUUUACGAUUCAACUGUGAAAUGCCAUAAUGCCAAUGUUUACUCAUUCCAGGAGGUAGUUGCUGGGGAAGGCUGAGAAGCAUUCAGCAUGCACUGGGGCAGGGAGAGGUGGCUCUGCCCACAUGAGCAAGAACUUUUUAUCCUAGCCACUCUCCAGUCCCAAGGAGCAGAGAGCUGUUAAUCUUGGAGUGGGAGGCACCAGGUUGCAGCGUGGGAUGGAGAGCCACAGCCAGUGCCCUGCCCUGGGGAGCUGUAGCCUCUCUGGCUGAGCAGGAGGGGGACUGCACAGAGACUCCUUCCUUGCUAGAGCCCUGCAGCUUCAGGGAGUGGAGUAGGAGGCUCCUGAGGAACCAGGUGACCAAGAGGUGACUUCAGGACAGCAGGAGGAGCAGGGAUGGGAGCACCCUGAAGGCCUUUCCCAGUAGCUGGUACAACCCCUCCCACAGGGUGCUGCAGUUCUUGGACCAAAUUUGCUCUGAGUCUUUUCUUGUUCCUGGGAUAACAUCCUGUACAGCCAGGGUCUUCCAGCUGUUCUUGUUCUGUGCUGAGGCUCCCUCUUAGGUAGCCUCACAGAGAGAGUUGUUGCUGGGCUGGGAAAUGCAGUGGGCUUGAACUGGGCUCAGAGCCUAGAGCUGGAGCACCUUGUCUGGCAUCAUCUUGUCUGCAUUUACCCCAGUCUCCCUUCCACAGCCCCUUCCAGUCAGCACUGUCACACAUCUGUGCCUUGGGCACCCUCCCACAGUGGCUGGGGCUGUAGGGUCGAGGUCAGCAAACCAACUUUCAGCUGAGUGGAUGGAAGUGUGUCCCUGCCCCAGAGGGAGGGUAACAGGGCCAUCCCAGGUACCUGAGCAAGGCAGUGUAGUGCCUUCCCUUCUUGUGGGGGGAGCGGGGCCUAGAGGAGAUGCUGGUUCUUGCUCUUGUGCAUCUCAUUCCUCUUAGGAGCUUGUUUGAGACAAUCCAGAGCAGUUGAAUGCUUGAGGCUUUAUAUCCAUGUGGAGAGAGACAGAUGGACAGACACCUCAGCUCCUCCCUGUUUGAAGUGGUACCCCAGAGGCUGCUCUUCUCAUCUGGCUACCGAGCAAGGGGCUGAGGGAAGACUGCAGGAGUUUUGGUCUCCCUGGCCUUGGUGGGGAGCAGAACGGACAGGUAGUCACCAAAGGGAUCCCUGAGGUGAGGGCCAGUAUCACCUCAAUCCUCACCAUGUCAGUGGGCAAAACCAGGUCAGAAGGUGUGCCAAAGUAGGCUGGGUCUGGGCCAGUAGAUACUGGCCCUGUGCCCUCCUGCAGGAGGAAGGGAUGUCUAGGCAGUGCUUGAAGGACAGUGUGUGGUCUUGGACAUGCAGUUCUCUGCUCAGUCACCUCCCCAGCUUCUCCACCAGAUUCUGCCAACAAACCUGCCAUCUUGCCUCAGGACCCAGCUGCCUUCUGUCUUGGACCAAGCUGCAGUGAAGCUGUCAUGGUUCCUGCUGCAAGGCUUCUGUAGCUUGUUAUGGUUCAGUCAUAAGUUAUUUGUGUGACUUUUAACAACAAGGUUUGAGACCGAUUCUUCAUUUCAUAAAUUAAAGAUGAUCUUUUCUGUA
Molecule: messenger RNA, 3435 nt
Organism: Dromaius novaehollandiae (emu)
Lineage: Eukaryota; Metazoa; Chordata; Aves; Casuariiformes; Dromaiidae
Gene: SLC68A1
Product: major facilitator superfamily domain containing 13A
Exons: 9
Coding region: 231-1760 (509 amino acids)
Source: RefSeq, a predicted model, not a curated record